UGAUGGGGUGACAUCUGUUGCGCACAGUCUGGGUCGGCUCAGAGGGCGACGCAGGUUCCAAUCGCAUGGACAUUUUCCUGACUCAAGUGGGAUACCUUUUAUACUUUUGAUUAUUAACAUCAUAAAUAGCCGAUACGCUGUGCUACUUGGGCGUCCCGGAGGAGAAGAAGAGGACUUGUGCCCUACGCGCUACUGUUAAAUCAGAAUGGAGCGAAACGGGACAGCUGGGAAACAUGGUUUAGAGGGCGAUGCAGACUUACAGUUCAUGCUGGUGGGUGGGGAGCUGAUCAAGAUCCGCUCCAACUCCUGGAAGAAGAACCGCUUCUACAAACUGCAGGAGGACUGCAAGACCAUGUGGCACGAGUCCCACAAGGCCUUCAGGAGCAACCAGACCUUCUCCAUUGAUGACAUCGACUCAGUGCGCAAGGGCCGACAGUCCGAGGGGCUCCAUAAAUACACAGAUGCAAGUGUUGAGGACCAGUGCUUCUCCAUUAUCUUUAAGGGCCGCAAGAAGAACCUCGAUCUGAUGGCAGCAAAUAAGGACGAGGCAAAGCAGUGGGUCAGCGGCCUGGAGAAGGUCAUUAGCAACAUGCGCAACCUCAGCCGCCAACAGAAGAGUGAGCACUGGAUCUUCAGCUGCAUGAGGAAAGCAGACAAGAAUGAGGACAACAAGAUGACCCUGAAGGAGCUGAAGCACUUCCUGCGACAGAUCAACAUUGAGGUGGACGACAGCUACGCAGAGGAACUCUUCAACAAAUGUGACAAGUCCCGCUCAGGCUCUCUGGAAGGCUCAGAAAUCAAGCAUUUCUAUGACCUGCUGACAUACCGGGAGGAGAUAGAUGUGAUAUAUGAGAAGUACGCUCAAACGGCAGGUCGGAUAAGCGUUAGGGACCUGUUGAACUUCUUGCUCAAUGAGCAGCGAGAGCAGGUGGGCAUGGCGGAUGCUCUCAAGCUGAUUGAAAAGUACGAGCUGGAUGAAACAGCCAAGCAGAAGCAGCACAUGACCAAAGAUGGCUUCCUCAUGUACCUUAAUCAUGAGGAGGGCUCCAUCCUCAACCCGGCCCAUAAGAGCGUGUGUCAGGACAUGACCCAGCCCCUCAACCACUACUACAUCUCCUCCUCGCACAACACAUACCUGAUGGAAGACCAGCUCAAAGGACCCAGCAGCACUGAGGCCUACAUACGAGCCCUGAUGAAGAGCUGCCGCUGCGUCGAGCUGGACUGCUGGGACGGGGCGAAUGGAGAACCUGUUAUCUACCACGGCUACACACUCACAUCCAAAGUGCUCUUCAGAGAUGUCAUCAAGGCCAUCAAAGAAUACGCCUUCAGAACCUCUGAGUACCCAGUGAUUUUGUCCUUGGAGAAUCACUGCAGUGUGGAGCAGCAGAAGUUGAUGGCCCAUCACAUGAUCUCCAUCCUGGGCGACGCCUUGCUCACACGGCCCCUGGGCGACACCAUGCCCUCCAGCCUCCCCUCACCCGAGGAGCUAAAGGGGCGAUUCCUAAUCAAGGGGAAACGACUGAACAAAUUGGAUGCUGCCUUCAACAACAAUAACGUUAUAGAGAAUGACAGUGUGUCUGAGGAGGACGAGGCUGCGGAUUCCAAGGAGAACGGACAGAAAGCCAAGGCUAAGAAAUCGAAGAUCAAGCUUGCCCAAGAGCUCUCAGACUUGGUUAUCUACUGCAAGAGUGUGCAUUAUAAUGGCUUUGAGCACGCCAAGGACAACCAGGCCUUCUACGAGAUGUCCUCCUUUAAGGAGAGCAAGGCGGCUAACCUGGCUGAGACCUCAGCCACUGCCUACAUCCAUCACAACAUGGACAAACUCAGCAGGAUCUACCCCGCUGGCUCCAGAACCGACUCCUCCAACUACAACCCCGUGCCCAUGUGGAACGCUGGCUGCCAGAUAGUGGCACUGAACUUCCAGACGCCGUCCAAGGAGAUGGACCUGAACCAGGGGCGGUUUUUGCCCAACGGCAUGUGUGGCUACAUCCUGAAACCUGAAUUUCAGAGACACCUGGCCUCGCAGUUUGAUCCCAUCACGCUUAGCAAGGGGCCCUGGCUGAAGAGGAAGAUCUUCCAUGUCAUGGUGAUCUCGGCGCAGCAGCUACCAAAGCUGAACAAGGACAAGCAGAAAUCCAUUGUUGACCCCCUGGUUAGAGUGGAGCUCUAUGGUGUCCCUGCAGACACCACCAGCAAGCAGACACACUCCAUUGACAACAAUGGGUUCAACCCCAUGUGGAAUGAAAACUUCCAGUUUGACAUCCACGUCCCGGAGCUGGUCAUGGUGCGAUUUGUGGUGGAGGACUACGACUCAACGUCCCAGAAUGACCUCAUAGGGCAAUACUGUCUACCACUCACCAGUGUACAGAACGGUUAUCGUCACGUCCCUCUGCUCACCAAGAGAGGCGACGUCAUCUGUUCUGCCGGACUGUUUUUGCAUCUCAUGCUCCUGGACGCCCAGUAGGCCUUCACCUGCACAAGUCAUGUACAGAGAGCUGCAUGGCCAAAGACAAGUCUGCUUUGUGGGUAGCAGAAAGAAAUUUGUCCGGUUUCAAAUCGAAACCAAACAAUUGUGAUAUGCUUCUAUGUACGUUGAAGUUUUCUUCUAAAAAAAAUAUUGUGUCAUCUGACAGUCUAAACUGUUGACUCAUAGUAGCGUGUAACACUCUCCUGUCACUGUGUUUCUUUAGCUUGUUUUAAAUAAGCUUGUAGUUUGUUUGGGUGAGAGCUACAAAAAAAAAAUUAAGAUGAGUAUUAUAGAAGAGUAUUGAAUGAAGGCCAUCAGAUUGGCCAUUUUAGGGAGAAGGGGCUCGCCUUCACACAGUAUGGAAGAUUGUGCUUAUGGGCUGUCUAAUGUUUGAAAAGUGUAUGAGGUUUAGUGGCUCUUUAGGGCUCCAGAAUAUUCCAUUUCAUUUCCCCUGCAGGAUCUUAAAGGUUAUGCUCAUGGAAAUACUGUAUUGAUUUGUCAAACAAUGUAACAAGCACUAGUAUACGUUCAUUCUUUUAGUCUUUUAUAAUUUUAUCUGUUCUGACUAGAAAAAAAACAUGCUUUUUAAUUUAACCUUUCUAUAAAUUUCUCAUUUUAUUAGGAAAAAUCUUUGAUUACAUAAUGUUGUUUGUCACUGGAGUCUCGCAAAAAAAACAUCAGAGAGCAAAUGAUUGGCCCGUUGAGAGAGAACCACAUGUGGGGGCGUGUGUGUGUGUGUGUGUGUGUGUGUGUGUGUGUGUGUGUGUGUGUGUGUGUUCAGUCAUUUUCAUUGCAGUGUCCUGCAGAAAGGACUGUUCCAAUGUACAAAAUACAAUUUUUUCAAUGUGAUUUUCGUUAUUUUUUUUCUCUCAAAAACGACUUUACAUGUUAAAAGUAAUAACUUUCUUUUUGACUGUUGAUAUGAGAUGCAUAUCAGGCAACGUCUUCAAUGUUUUAUAUCCUCUAAAUAUAUUAAACACAUUAUACAUGAUUUGAUGUCAAACAUGAUUACUCUGGUAUUUUUAAUCAUAUCAUCAUUCAUGUUUUCAUCAUCAGAUGCACUACAGCCAAUUGUUGAGGUUUUGAAAAACAGAAUAUUUGUCAUUCUUUUGAUAACAUUGUCAGUCCUUUCAGUGUCUCCUGUCACUUAACUGUAUUUGCACUAGCUGUCAAAUAAAGCGACGACAAGAGUC
This is a messenger RNA of Myripristis murdjan (pinecone soldierfish), 3660 nucleotides long. RefSeq names its product phospholipase C, delta 1a (gene plcd1a). The record is from RefSeq and is a predicted model, not a curated record. NCBI's taxonomy places the organism in Eukaryota, Metazoa, Chordata, Actinopteri, Holocentriformes, Holocentridae. Gene Ontology annotation, cellular component: plasma membrane. Bases 206 to 2464 code for a protein of 752 amino acids. Gene Ontology annotation, biological process: lipid metabolic process; intracellular signal transduction. Gene Ontology annotation, molecular function: calcium ion binding; phosphatidylinositol-4,5-bisphosphate phospholipase C activity. The transcript is spliced from 15 exons.